Messenger RNA from Panicum hallii, 1257 nucleotides. Its product is annotated as rootletin-like. Bases 1 to 1257 code for a protein of 418 amino acids. NCBI's taxonomy places the organism in Eukaryota, Viridiplantae, Streptophyta, Magnoliopsida, Poales, Poaceae. The transcript has a single exon. The record is from RefSeq and is a predicted model, not a curated record.
AUGGCCUCGGCUAGAGACGGGGUGACAGAGGCCUCUGCCCGCGUGCCAACCAUCAUGCCAUCAGCACCCAAAACUGGAGGCCGGGCGGGGUGGACUACUAUGGAGGCUAGGUGGGCCGCCGCGGAGAAGGCGAUGCAGGAGGAGAUGGAGGCGGAGGAUCUCACCCCCUCGCUGUCCAAAGCCCUGAUGCUUGGGGACGACCGGGUAGCACAGCUCUCCCAUGCACGGGUCCUGGUGGAGGACAGCCUGCGGAAUUGGAAGGCUGUCCACCAGAUCCUAGCUGCUGAAGAAGAAGCCCGCGCACGAGAUGUCCUCAACGCCGAGUCACCGAAGAAGUGGCUGGAGGAGGCUAUGUCCCUGGAGCGCGCUGCGGAGCAGAAGCUUUUAGAGGCCAAGCAAACGGCCGUGGCUGGGGUGACAGAGGCGAGGUGCAUUCGCCAAUCGGCGCAGAAGAAAGUCGAAUCCCUGGAGAAACAAUGCGCCGGCCUCCGCCUCGCCACCAGCAACUUUGAGGAGCGCCUCUCCGUCGUGACACGCGAAGUCGCCCGCUUGGAGAAGGCUCAUCAGGAGGCGGAGUUUGCCGCUACUGAGGCCAUCGAAGCGCUUAACAGCAGCGUGUCGAAGGAGGAAGCCACUGCCGUCGAACUGAAGAUGGUCACCGAGCGGGCCGUUCGCGCCGAGGGGGCCCUGGAAUCCCUUAAGGAGUCGAUGGCAGAGGCGGAGGCUGCCAUUCAGGAGCGUGAUCGUACGCUGACCGAGCGGGAGACAUCCCUGGCCCAGCGCGAGCAGGAGCUUGAAGCCGGGGAGAAGAAGCUGCAGGAGCGCAACUCCAAGCUGCUCCAGGAUGCCCACGGGGUCAGGGAGGAGCUCAUCAAAAUCCAGGCCUUCAAGGAGGAUGAGGACCGCCGCAAGAGGGCCCUGGAGCAGCGUGAGAAGGAGGUGGCCGUCAAUCAUGCGAUGAUCCUGGAGAAGGCUGCCGCGUACGAUGGUCUCGCCGCCGAGUACGCGGCACUUCAGCAGCGACUCAGCGACGCGAGCGGGAGCCAAGCCCUCGAAUUCGCCAGGAAGGCACUGAAGCAAGCCCUGCUCGCCGCCAGGGACGCCGUCAGGGGCCUGGGCUUGGAGCUGCCGCCACUCUCGGAGGGCGCAGAGAUGAGCACCGUCGCUGGGCCAUGCCGGGGCUUCGAAGACCUCGCCAGCUGUCUUGACGCUGCCCCGCCAAAGUUGAUGGAGGCCCAAGUCGACGACAGCCGCUAG